Molecule: messenger RNA, 1187 nt
Organism: Cuscuta campestris
Lineage: Eukaryota; Viridiplantae; Streptophyta; Magnoliopsida; Solanales; Convolvulaceae
Source: the annotation of a GenBank genome assembly
GGAGAGGCGUAGUGCCUAUUAUAUCUGUCGGUGGGAUGUCUCUUUUCCAUUCCAAUUCCCAAUAUUACUUGCUGUUCGUUCAACCAUCAGCUACUCCCACCACCCCCAAAAUUGGUUUUACAGCAGCCCCAACAAUCACAGCUUCUCGUUCAGAUGCAGUUGUCCGAACUCCGAAUUCCCGUUGUUUUGCCCGCAGAAAGUGAAUAAAACUUUCCAUUUUCGAAGCAGAAAUCCUGAUCGAGGACGACUCUAGAUAGUCAUUCAUGGCGGUCUCUGUUCCGGUUCUACUAGCUGUCUUCUCCCUUAACCUCAUAGCCUUUAUUCUCGCCGUCGGUGCCGAACGCCGUCGCAGUACGGCGAAUGUUGUGCCAGAUGAGUAUGACGAGAGGACGUACUGCCAGUACGGAACAGAUGCAUCUACAGCGUAUGGACUGUCGGCCUUUGGGCUGCUUCUCAUCAGCCAAGCUUUGGUAAAUGGUAUUACGAGGUGCUCGUGUUCUCGGAAAGGAAUGGUUGGUGGGAAAUCUACAAUUUGUGCCCUUUUCAUCUUCUCUUGGGUUUGCUUUUUGGGGGCAGAGGCUUGUUUGUUGGGUGGAUCAGCGAGGAAUGCAUACCACACAAAAUACAGAGGAAUUUUUGGGGGCGAGGACUUGUCGUGUGCUACGCUACGCAAAGGUGUGUUUGCUGCUGGAGCAGCAUUGACCAUUCUGUCAAUGAUCGCCUCCAUCUGGUACUACUGGUCUCAUUCCAAGGCCGACACCAGUGGUGGUUGGCAAAAGCACCACAAUGAAGUGAACUUGUCUAGCUUUCACGAUUCUGCAGGAAGCAAGGCUUGAUCGAGAUGAUCUGUUGGACAUCAUACCAUUUCUGGUCAUUCUGGAUUGGAUAACGUGGUGAGUUUUUCCAGACUGUGAAAAAACAUGUUGAGAUUUUAUGUGCUUGCUACAUAUACCUAUAUAUGUUAACCCUGAAAUAUGCAGAAAAGAAGCGUCUAUGUAAAAUUCUCAAGUCCCUUUCCAACUCGGGUCUUUAACUUUGUUGCUUUUCAAAAUUAUCUGUUACCCGAAGUAUCAUUAUUUCGUAAAGUAUAUAUUGAGAUGUAUGAUGUUGAUUAUUAAUCCAAGGGGAGGUUGUAUGAAAUGGAAUUUGCACAUUUGCUAGAUUCCACUCUUGGAAUUUCAUAAUCC